AUGGUUAAGCGGCGGGAUAUAGCCAAGACGAAGAAAACUCCUAUCAAGAAGACUUUGGAGCAGGAGGUUGAUGCGUUAAGGCCGGAGGUGGAUGAGAAGACAUUGGCUAAGUUGAUUCGGUCUAAGCCCAAGACUGUAGCAGGAAGAAAGAUGUUGGCCCUGGAUGAGCCUCAAGUGAAGGAAGGGACGAAGCGAAUGUUACUGUGUAAGGGUACUAACUGUUGUCUUCAAGGACAGAAGUUGCUUCAAGAUUUGUUGAAGAUUAGACAGCCUCAUGCAAUGUAUUUAAGAGAUCGUAAUCAGAGCAAGCUGGUAGCGCCUAUGGUGGACCCUUCAGAUUUUUUGUAUCUUUGCGAGAAGAACCAAGGCAGCAAGUUAUUCGGCAUGUGCUCAACGACUAAGAAGCAUCCAUUGAGGCUUUUUUUAGGUCGAGUAUUUGAUAAGAGUAUAUACGAUAUUUACGAAUUCGACGUGCUAGAAACGAGAGAAUUCCACCCGAAAGGGAUUGUUGCACCAGUUGUUGGUGGCAAGCCCCUUGUGGUCUUUCAGGGUUCUAUGUGGGACCUGAGUGACAACUUGCUGGGUGCUAAAAACUGUCUCGCAGACGUUUUCGGCGGCAUUAAAGCAGAUAGAAUUUUGCUUGAAGGUUUCGAUCGAGCCAUCGUCUGCUCCAUCUAUGAGCGGAAACAGUCCGCUGGUACUUCCACUGGUACCACCGAACCCUGUAUUCGGAUAGAUCAAUUCGCCAUAAAGAUGACAAGGGACUCUGAAAACCCCUCAUUACCGCAUGUUGACUUGGUUAACACGGGUCCCGGUAUGACCCUCAAACUCCUAGGAGCUAGAACCCCCGCCCCAGAAAUGGCUAAAACCGCAUCUAAAAUACCUAGCGAAGAAUUCGUCAAAGGCAAAUCGAGCGUCAAAACAAAUACUAACGAUCUUCUACAAACCCGUCAAGACAUCCACAUUCAAGCAGAACCUCUUAAACUCGUAUAUUUACGUCAUGGCAAGAAUUAA
Molecule: messenger RNA, 1014 nt
Organism: Gregarina niphandrodes
Lineage: Eukaryota; Apicomplexa; Conoidasida; Eugregarinorida; Gregarinidae
Product: putative brix domain protein
Exons: 1
Coding region: 1-1014 (337 amino acids)
Biological process (GO): ribosomal large subunit assembly; maturation of LSU-rRNA from tricistronic rRNA transcript (SSU-rRNA, 5.8S rRNA, LSU-rRNA)
Cellular component (GO): nucleolus
Molecular function (GO): rRNA binding
Source: RefSeq, a predicted model, not a curated record